Messenger RNA from Dicrocoelium dendriticum, 701 nucleotides. NCBI's taxonomy places the organism in Eukaryota, Metazoa, Platyhelminthes, Trematoda, Plagiorchiida, Dicrocoeliidae. The record is from the annotation of a GenBank genome assembly.
AGGGAUAUUCCUAUGCCGUUGGUCACAAGCGGCGUGGAACACGGCAAUCUACGUGAACUUGUGCUUUCUCGUAUGGCGGAUCUUGGUGUAACCUGUCGAGAUGUUAGAACUCGUGAAGUUGGUAUCCAAGAAAUUCAUUCCCGGGUCAGACCUUUCCAAGUGGAAUUGAUCCGACGUGACUAUGUUGCCAAUGGAGGUUGGGAGACAUUUUUGUCAUAUGAAGACCCUUACCAAGAUAUAUUAAUUGGUUUACUUCGAUUGCGCCAAUGUUCUUCGCAGACGUUCCGACCGGAGCUGCGCGCGUGUUCUCAGGUGGACCCCACCGACUCGGAUCCCAAAUGUUCUGUUGUGCGGGAGCUUCAUGUGUACGGCAGCGCUGUUCCCAUCUCGUCGAAAGAUCCAACCAAGUUUCAACAUCAGGGUUUCGGCACACUACUGAUGGAAGAAGCUGAACGCAUUGCUCGUACUGAGCAUGGCUCGGAUAAAAUCGCAGUUAUUUCUGGUGUGGGCACCAGGGAUUAUUAUCGCAAAUUAGGAUAUGAGCUGGAUGGACCGUACAUGACUAAAAUGCUCUGUCAACUAGUGUAGUAAAUUACAACUACACUUUUCUAUUUGCAUAACAUAUUUUCCAUCUACUUGUAUCUUUCACUACUUUUCGAUUUUAUGUGGUCUGGUAGGGUUUUUCUUGACGUCCUCUUUCG